AGUAAAUCAAAAAUAGACCACUACACUGGAACAAUACGUUGGGAAGGCUACAUGGUGGGAUAACAGGGCCGAAGCUGAUGUCACUGUCAGUGGGUCCGCAGAGCAGGAAAACGGCCAGGGCUUUCAAGCGUCUCUUAGGCCCAAAAUAAACAGUGAAAAAUAGGCGUGUUAUCACAACUGGAAAUGUAUUUGCUUCUCAACGUUAAUGUGUCCCAUUCAGUAGCUUGAUUUGGUUACCUCUAUUUGACUGACCGAGGCCAUAUGCGAGGGGUACUAGUUUGUUUGCUGCAUUGGAAGAACUGAGUGUCAGAUUUAUGUCGCCUUCCUACUCGGAGAGACAUUUGUUUUGAUUUUCUUGACCGGGACUGACUUCUGAACACGUUAGCUUAGCCUGGCUAACGAGCAAGCGAUUUUGACUGACUGCGUUAUUGGAUGAUAUAAAACAUUUAGCUCACACCUAAUGCACCGAUAUAUGCUAUCAUGGUUAUAGUCCAGAACCGCUGUGUUAUCGUUAGUACUUGCCCGCGGCAUUUUGACAUUCUGUACCUGGCUAACGCUACUAGCUUAGCUACAAUGUUAGCUAAUCUAGCUAACUUUUGCUAAACGGCAAGUUAUUGCUAAACCGAUUCAGCUAAGGCGUCAGCUACCAGCCAGUGGUCCUCACUGUGUUUGGGGUUAGUUUUUGGCAAUUUGUGUACUGUUGGAAAAACCCUGAUAGAGCUUAACUUGUCUACGUAAAUAGAGACCCAGGCUGGACCAGUAUCAACCGAGGUGUCCUGAUAUGCGAUGAAUGCUGUUCUGUCCACCGCAGCUUGGGCCGCCAUAUCUCCAUAGUCAAGCACUUGAGGCACAGUGGAUGGCCUCCCGCACUACUGCAGAUGGUUCAGACCUUGGCCAGUAACGGGGCCAACUCCAUAUGGGAGCACAGUCUUCUGGACCCCGCUCAGGUACAGAGCGGUCGUAGGAAACCCAACCCCCAGGACAAAGUCCAUCCCACUAAGUCAGAAUUCAUCAGAGCCAAAUAUCAGAUGCUGGCCUUUGUGCACAAGCUGCCCUGCCGCGAUGAUGAUGGCGUCACCACCAAGGAUCUCAGUAAGCAACUCCACUCAAGUGUGCGGACGGGGAGUUUAGAGACAUGUCUUCGGCUCCUGUCCCUCGGUGCUCAGGCCAAUUUCUUCCAUCCGGAGAAAGGCACUACCCCGCUCCAUGUGGCAGCAAAGGCAGGCCAGAUCCUGCAAGCUGAACUUUUAGUGGUGUACGGCGCAGACCCAGGAGCGCCUGACAUCAAUGGACGCACGCCUAUGGACUACGCAAGGCAGGCGGGUCAUAUAGAGCUAGCAGAGCGGCUGGUAGAGUGUCAGUAUGAACUGACGGACAGAUUAGCUUUCUACCUUUGUGGACGACGCCCAGAUCAUAAGAAUGGCCAUUAUAUUAUUCCUCAAAUGGCAGACAGAGCUCGUCCUAAGUGCCCGACACAGAGUCUCGAUCUCUCAGAAUUGGCCAAGGCUGCUAAAAAGAAGCUCCAAGCGCUCAACAAUCGCUUGUUUGAGGAGCUAGCAAUGGACGUCUAUGACGAGGUAGAUCGCAGAGAAAACGAUGCAGUGUGGCUUACGACCCAGAACCACAGCACUUUGGUAACAGAACGCAGCGCGGUGCCCUUCCUACCGGUUAACCCUGAAUACUCUGCCACACGCAACCAGGGCCGUCAGAAGCUGGCCCGUUUUAAUGCUCGGGAGUUUGCCACGCUUAUCAUCGACAUUCUGAGUGAUGCCAAAAGAAGACAGCAGGGGAAAGGUCUCAGCAGCCCUACUGACCCAUUGGAUCUGGGUAUCGAUGAUGACCAGCAUGACUACGACAGUGUAGCCUCUGAUGAAGACACGGACAGUGAGCUGACUACCCAGAACAACAACAACACACAACGUAGCAACCGUGCUAAGAGUAUGGAUUCAUCAGACUUGUCAGACGGUCCCAUCACCCUGCAGGAGUACCUGGAGGUGAAGAAGGCCCUGGCCUCUUCAGAAGCCAAGGUGCAGCAGCUGAUGAAGGUGAACAACAACCUGAGCGAGGAGCUCCGGCGGCUCCAGAAGGAGAUCACGCGGAUGCAGACAGAGAACAGUGCGCUGCGGGGGGGCCAGCAGGCUGGGGGGUCAGCUGGCCAUGGGGUAGGAGGGCCUGGCGGAGGAGGGGGGGCCGGAGGCCACUGGCAAGGGGGUGGGGUGAGAGGAGGAAUAGGCGGAGGGGGUCUGGGCGGGUUUGGGCCAGGAGCGGACCCCCCGGGGCUCUCGGUGCCCUCCUCGGUCACCCCCCACUCUCAUCCUCACCGGAGGGACCGCCAGGCCUUUUCAAUGUACGAGCCAGGGGCAGCCCCCGGCCCCACGGCCCAUGGUCCCCCAGCCCUGGACUCCCUGGCAGCCCGCCUGCAGCCCUUCAACACACCCAGCGUAAGGAAGGGUGGUACAGCGGGUCCAACGCCAUAUGGAAGCCAGCAUCUGUCUGGAUCCACAGAAAUGGGCAGAUACAUGAUCCCUAAACCAGAGAAGCAUGGCAGCGGCACUGACAGUGACUAUGACAACACACAAACAUACGACCUCUCGCUAAGUAUGGGCCGCAGCAGCGAGGAGGAAGGUCGUGGGGAGUCUGAAGAGGGAGGCGGCGGGGAUGCGGGGGAGCCAGACCCCACCCUGCCCUGCACGGAGGACGUCAUACUGAAAACUGAGCAGGUGACCAAGAAUAUCCAGGAGCUGCUCAGGGCUGCUCAGGAGUUCAAACAUGACAGUUUUGUUCCAUGUUCCGAGAAGAUCCACUCUGCUGUCACUGAGAUGGCCUCACUCUUCCCCAAACGCCCAGCGUUGGAUGCAGUCCACUGCUCCCUCCGCCUGUUAGCUUCCAGUGCCUCGCGGUUGCAGGUGGAGUGCCGUAAGGCCGCGCCCUCGGAGCCUGGGGCCCCUGCAGUGGACUACCAGCUCCUCACUCAGCAGGUCAUCCAAUGCGCCUAUGACAUUGCCAAGGCUGCCAAGCAGCUGGUCACCAUCACGACACGUGAGAAGAAACAGUGACCCAACAAGUGCAUGGAUGGACGGAUGCAGAGGGAACAGGGAGAGAGAGCAGACAGAUGCAUGGGUAGGCUCAGAGGGAUGGGUGGGGCCUCUAGUAGAGGAAAACAGAGGGGAAAAUACGAUCACACAGUAGAUGGGAGGACGAGAGAGGGAAAGUGAUCAGGAGAAUGAUGUGCGCAAUAAGGAAUGGAAAUAUAUGGAAUUUGCAUUGGAAAGGAAUGGGAUGGAAGCAAAAAGAAUCGAUUGUUUAGUAGAACCACUACAGAGGUGUGGAAGUGAAAGUAGGGGACGAUGAGUGGAUGGAUCCAACAUGGAAACACUACAGCCUGCUGCAACCUAAAUAAACUGUUGGAAUCAGAUGUGUAUAAUAACCCACUUAAACUGUGAUAAGCAUACGUGAAAUACGACGGUGGCAAUGUACAGUGAACUGGAUCCUAAAAUGUUACUGCUUUAUUUAUUCUAACCUGUCACUCAUCAUCCCUCCCUCUCCCCGUUUACCUGCACUAGGGAGGGAGGCAGUGUAUUUAGACAAGACCAACCAUGCCACACCAUGUCCGUCCCUCCGUCCUGUGAGGAGUCAGGACGAUUUCCCUCUCCUUUCCUCUCUGGCCCACUCCUCUGCCUUUACCCCUCCCUCCCCCCAUUCUCUCUCCCCAACAAGACAUGAGCCCCCCUCCGCCGUCUCCUAUCCCAUCCCAGUCUGGAUGAUCUUGUGGUGCAGAGAAGGACCCCCCCCCUGAGGGACCUGUCUAGCUCCACCCUACCCCACACACCACCCAGGGUCUCAGACGCUUCUUCCUGUGUUAGCUUUUGCAGGGGACUCCAGCUUUUCUCCGACCCGUCGCCCCCUGUUGUUGGCGGUACACAGCAUGAUCUGGCAUGUUUUCAGUUUUUUUCCGCUCCGUCUCCCUCUCUUUUUUUUUUUUGUUUAUUAUUUUUUAUUUUGGAUUAUGCAGAUUAGUGUGGUCUGCACCUCUGAGGACAAAAAUUACUGACUUACAUAAAACAAACACUUACACUGGAAUAAUUGUGAUUUAUUAUUGUUGUUUAUAAUGCCUUUUGUUUGUUUUUUUUGUAUUGAUAUUUUUACUGACUGUCAUCUUGAUUUAACUGUUUAUGAUUCUCAUUUAGUGGGAAUGGGAGACAGGUGGUGAGUAUGUGCUCAAACUCUUACUGGGAUUAAAGUAAACAUGCACACACAUACAUACAUAAAGGAAAUAACCUGUGAAAUGGUCCUCAACGUUUCUCAAGCACACCAUUUCUGGGUGACACUUGAGUUUUCUUUCUUAUGUUGUUGUAUGUCCUGUGGCCAAGGGGCUGAACAGUUGCCAAAGGGGAGCGGGUGUAGUGGGAGGUUUGUUUUUGGUUUUGACUUUCUGUCAGACCGGAAGCCCCUUGGUGCAUUAUAACAGGACCUGGAUCAAAAUGCUCUUUUCGUGUAUCUUUAGUUGUCGUUUUGGGCUUGAUUCAUCCUAUCAGAUUGCCUCAUUUAACAGAGCCAGUGGAAUCAUCUCAGAAUCAAUCCCACAUUCAUUUUAGCUGUGACAAGCAGGAUAAUAAAUUAAGUUUGUCCAGUUAGUGUAUGAGGAUUAACACACAUCCCCGGUCUUGCUGUAAAGCAGUAUGUUAUUUAAAUGGUGGGUGUGCUUGGAUGCUUGCAUUACACAGCAGCCAUAAUUUGCAUGCAUGUUAACUAAUUGGUUCAGUCAGAUUAAGUUGAUACACAUACUGGUAUGUUGCAGUUAAGAUUUAGGUAUUCCUGUGGAAAGCACCAGAUCUAGCAACCUGGAAAGUAAAUAUGGUGAAAGUAACUAAUUUGAGAAAAUACACUAAUUUAGCCACCACAAAUGUGUUUGAUGCAGCUUGCCAUGUAUUAUUUUCACUCUGGCAAGCAGAUGAAGCCCACGUUUGGUUUUGGUUUUUUAUUAUCCACGUGAUCCUCUGUCGUGGCCUGCUGAUCUGGGCCACAGAAGUUGUCUUUUCUAGCUCACUGUCUCUACACUCGGCCAAUGGAGAGACAGCAUUUGGGAACAAAGAUGUUUUUUUGUUUUUUUCAAAUAGAUAGCGCACUUAGCCUACUGUAGGUUUAAAGCUUGUUGUACUGUGCCGAACAAAUAUGGUCAUAUCUGUAAUGAAAGGAUGCAGAUGAGACCUAAAAAGUCCUUCCUAGCUGCCACGAGAAUUUGGAUUUAGCUCUACUCUUUCCCCAAUAUCUCUCUGGUUUCUCAAAGUGUUUGUGGCAUUAAUAGUUGGUUGUUCUUGGAUUGCUCUGUUCUAUAACCAUGCUCAGUGUUCACAAGGCCUCUGCACAUUAAAUAUACUCGCUUGAAACAUUGACCUCAUCCAUGACACAACAGUUACAUCUCAAUCUUGUUUUGUUUUGCUACCUUGGAGCAAAAAGCAGUUAGACUUUAAUUAGCCCCAAACACUUUGAGAGACUGACACAAGACCUCCUUCAGCACUUCUCUGUCCACUUUAUUCAUGUUUUGUUUUUGACUCCCCGCCUCACUUGGGGUCCUUUGUCAGUGUCCCUCAGUGUCUCGCAUGGUUGUCUCUGUAGGGGAGGAUGGAUUGCUUGCUCUGUUUACUGUCAAAACAAAUUGUGUUCAGAAGACUCAUCAAAUGUAUCGUUAUUUGCUAUUGAAUGCCUUUGGACAUCAUCAUUAUCAUCAUCAUCAUCAUCUCCUGGCUGAAUUACAGUGAUGUUAUACUGACUGCUGGAACAACAGCGAUACUUAAACACACACACCCACACGAGAGGCCAGCAAAGAAGCUUGUCCCUUCAAUCAUGAUUGCCCAACUUUUAGACUAGAGUCAUAUAUAUGAACAUAUAUUUUCAUGCUAUAUUUUAUAUUAAGCUAUGUGUUAGCAUUAUGUCUGCGAGAUAUUUAUGUCUAUUUGUUGGCCCAAGUGGGCUUCAGGCUAUGGCAUCUAUUUACCAGAUCUUCAUUCAGAUCUUUAGUCUUGACACCAAUGUACUUUUAGAUAUUUUAAGUCUUGUAAGUAUGGUUAAUGCUGUGGUAUUACCCCCUUAUGUAGUUAUAUUGUACAUAUUAAUGAUCCUACUGGAGUCCACAGGAAGCCAAGAGCGAGGAUAAUGGUUUGAUGUUGGCAGUUAACUCAACAGUGUGGUAAUAGUUGCACUAUUUUUCAAACACCAGCUGGGUGAAGUAGGAUCUAAAUUAUGUACUGCACUCUCCCAAAGGUCUUAGUUCAAGUACAUUAGGUGCAGGAUGCCAGGUUUGAUUCAGGAUAAGGCAAUAGGAAAGGUCUGAAGCGCACUUCGGCUUAGCACUACAGUCAUCUCAAAAGGGGUGAGAGGAGGGUCUAAAAUGCACAUGGCCCAGUCCUUCCCCAAGUUAGUGAACACUAUGUAGGGUGCCUCGAGCAUGAAUGUUAAAUGCUUCUGUCGGUUGAUGUCGAACACCAUGUCUACUCCAUCAUCAUUAUAACCACCCUCAAGUUAUCAGCUGGACCAAGCUUUCUACAAGUACAAACUUUAAAUUUGCAGACAGUGAAUUAUUCUCACUCACUUCUGAUAGUCAGCCAUUGGCAGUGCACUGUUGCCUGUACUGUUGCUGUCCCUGUGUUUCUUUACAGCUCUACACUUUGGGAGAUGGGUGACGGGAGAGUUAUCUUUUAACAGAAGUUAAAAACUGUAUAAAGUAGAGAAAACAAUGACUGAAAAAGGUCAAUCGUAAUGGAAACACAUAAGCUGUACAUUUGUAAUAAAAUGGUGAAACAA
Molecule: messenger RNA, 6801 nt
Organism: Scatophagus argus
Lineage: Eukaryota; Metazoa; Chordata; Actinopteri; Scatophagidae
Gene: git1
Product: G protein-coupled receptor kinase interacting ArfGAP 1
Exons: 21
Coding region: 879-3056 (725 amino acids)
Biological process (GO): brain development; regulation of ARF protein signal transduction
Molecular function (GO): GTPase activator activity; protein binding
Source: RefSeq, a predicted model, not a curated record